AUGCUUAGGGAAGAUUUCAUUUAUCCUGAAGGAAUCUACUUGGAUGGAAAUUCUUUAGGACUCGCUAGUCGAUCGAGUAUAAAGACGAUUGAAAAUCGUUUGAAAGAAUGGCAGACUUUAGCUGUAAAUGGUUGGGCGUCCUGGUUUGGGCUAUCAGAAAGCUUAAGUACAGAUUUGGCACAGCUGGUGGGGGCUAUGCCUGAAGAAGUCAUUACUACAGGCAGUAUUACGACGAAUUUACAUGCUCUACUUGCUACCUUCUAUAAACCUACUGAUACUAAAAAAUAUAUUGUUGCAACCACUUUGGAUUUUCCAAGUGACUUAUAUGCAUUACAAUCCUGGACACAACAUUAUGGUACAGAACUGCGUUUGAUUUCAUCACGAGAUAAAUAUACGUUAACUGAUGAAGAUAUUGAGGAAGCUUUUCAAGACGAUGUAGCUCUUAUACUACUUCCUACUGUGCUCUAUGGAAGUGGUCAGCUUCUUGAUAUUAAACGGUACGCCAAACGCGCUCAGGAAAAAAACAUAAUACUUGGAGUAGAUGCAGCACAUUCUAUAGGUGCACUACCGCAUGACUUCCAUGACUGGAAUGCGGAUUUUGCUGUAUGGUGCAGUUAUAAGUAUCUAAAUGCUGGACCUGGUGCUUGUGGUGGCAUUUUUGUGCAUGAAAAACAUUUUCAUCGAAUUCCUGCUUUAAAAGGGUGGUGGGGACAUCAAAAGCACACAGUCUUUGAAAUGCGUCCUUAUUUUACACAUGAACCUGGAGCAGCUGCCUAUCAAAUCAGUACUCCAAGUAUACUUGCUCUUGCUGGUCUCGAAGGAUCUUUAAAAGAGUUCAAGAAAGUGAAUAUUCUGGAUAUUCGAAAACGAUCAUUGGAACUUACGACAUAUCUUAUGGAACUGAUCGAUCAACACCUGCCUGAACUCGAAAUUGUCACGCCUAGGAAUGAGGAACGUAGAGGUGGUCAUGUCAGCGUUCGGCAUGCACAUGCACAUCUGCUGAGUUUGGCUUUACGCGCAAGAAAUAUUGUUCCCGAUUAUCGAUCUCCAGAUAUUUUGCGAAUGGCUCCAGUAGCGUUCUAUAACACUAAAUUAGAAUUAGAUGAAACUGUGCGUGUAUUGCGUGAACUUCUUGACAAUCAGGGUUACAUGAAGUUUCAAGAUAACGUUACUGAUGUAGUUUAA
This is a messenger RNA of Adineta steineri, 1185 nucleotides long. The record is from the annotation of a GenBank genome assembly. NCBI's taxonomy places the organism in Eukaryota, Metazoa, Rotifera, Eurotatoria, Adinetida, Adinetidae.